AUGGAUCCACCCUAUUACAUCUUGUUUUCCACUCAGCCUGCAAAUUCCUCUUCUCUCGGGCAUCCUACGAUUCAAUAUCACUAUGCAGAUGAUUCACCUUUGGCUUUACUCCCUCAGCAUACAGAUGAGCACGUCUUGCUGCUUAAAUACGACCAAACUUCGCCGAUGCCGACAGUGACCAGCACUUCAAGAACAUUAGCUGUGACUGGCAUCAAAGUUGAAGAAGCACCUGGCGCAGCUGUGGCUGAGGAUAGGCAUAACGACAGGAUGUAUAUCAUAGAGGCAACUACAGUUUUAGCAGAGGACAAAACCCAGCUAUCAGGGGAACGUCCCUCGGCUCACGCUGUUAUUGCUCAGUUCAAACAAAGGAAAGUGAUUCUUGUUUGA
Lentinula edodes (shiitake mushroom) is the source of this 387-nucleotide messenger RNA. RefSeq lists its product as uncharacterized. The coding region runs from base 1 to 387 and encodes 128 amino acids. Lineage: Eukaryota; Fungi; Basidiomycota; Agaricomycetes; Agaricales; Omphalotaceae. The transcript is spliced from 2 exons. The record is from RefSeq and is a predicted model, not a curated record.